UGUCAAGGCAGCUGACCGAUAGGCAGGGCCACUAGACUGACUCGCUGCCUGUUCGUUUAAGUAGCGACGCACACACACAUGGACCCAACAUGAAUCAACGAUAUAUAUGGACUGACUCAUCACCUUUGUACUCACUAACCUGAUUUGGCCUCUUACAUGUAUGUCAUCCUUCUUGGGCCCCUUUUAUGGCCGACUUAAGUAGAUCGCCCUGGACCCACCGGAUGUGUGUUUUACGGACCUACUUCGCUCUCUCACGCACAUUCUACCAUGUGUCGUUUGAGAGCGAGUGGCCGCAAUUCGCACCGUCCAGAGGGACUGCCAACCCACCAAAUCGGUAUGCCUAGACCAUGGCACACAUUUCAUGCUUUCACCCGUUUCUGUGUGUUCACUUUUUCCUUGGCAGUGGGAAGGCACGUUCACGCGGUGCAUGUCAUCUGACUUGGUGUCGGUACACUCCCUCGAGGUGCACCACACACACACCGUCACUGUCGUUGCCUGCAUCUGUCCAGAUCUAUCAUUCUUGUGUCCGUUCAGUAACUGAGGUUGUUCGUGUCGGUUUUGGACACACCACACGGCGGUACCUGCUGUGGCUGUCUCACAGGACAGACCACACACCGCCUGGGUACGCAACACGUCUAUCUCACCUCACACACCCACAUAUCACCCUCUCUCUCUCUCUAUGGGUGUGUUGUUGUUCAGCGUGUCUUGGUUGUCGUGUUUGGGUACCUGUUGUGUCGGUAUCACUUCGGUCCGCACACACCCUAACCACGGUACACAACCCACCACAUUCUCACUCACCACCACGCCUCUGUCUUACGGCUCUGUGGCUCAUGUCGCUGUGUUGUGUUGUGUGGUCUUGGUGUAGGUUAGGUUGUGUGAUUGUGUGGUUGGCAAACGGUGGACUGUGAGCUGUGCUUCACUACCUCCAUCCGCCGUUUGACCUGGGUACGCCAUGCUCACCACUCUCACCCCCAACACACACACGCGUGGUGCAUGCACGUAUGGACCCUGUCGGUUGGUGUGUGUGUGUGAUGUGUUCGUGUGGACCUCAGUGCGUUUUGUAUUCGAUUCACAUCAACCAGCGCGUACACCCCGAGACUCUCGUGUCACUACCAACGUCGACCAACGUCUCUCCCACGGCAUUCACGUCAUCCACGCACAGCCCCACCCCCUGUCUUGAAUCAUGC
Molecule: messenger RNA, 1187 nt
Organism: Vitrella brassicaformis
Lineage: Eukaryota; Vitrellaceae
Source: the annotation of a GenBank genome assembly